Messenger RNA from Oncorhynchus tshawytscha (Chinook salmon), 8494 nucleotides. Its product is annotated as ataxin-1-like. The record is from RefSeq and is a predicted model, not a curated record. The transcript is spliced from 2 exons. Gene Ontology annotation, cellular component: nucleus. Gene Ontology annotation, molecular function: protein binding; RNA binding. The annotation marks the transcript as partial. NCBI's taxonomy places the organism in Eukaryota, Metazoa, Chordata, Actinopteri, Salmoniformes, Salmonidae. Gene Ontology annotation, biological process: regulation of DNA-templated transcription; anatomical structure development.
AGUGGGGUGGGGGGAGGAGGGGGUGGGGAAGUGGCCACUCAGAGCUCAGGGGUCAGUAGUGACACUCAGGGAGGAGGCACAGCAGAAGAGUGGCUGCGUGCCCAGCCUGGUCUACACUAUGGAGUAGAGAGUGCUGAGGGCCUCCAAGGUCUGCCCGUUGACCAGUACAGCAUGCUCUAUAGGGUGGCUCUCCCCUCUGUCUCCUACUCCCAGACCAGUCUACACCCAGUGUUAAGCCAUAUCUCUCCAGCUUACACUGUCCCCUCAUCUCUCCUACAGCAUCAUCCAGGGAUCUCCUAUCCCCCUCUAGGCUAUGCCCAGAUCCCCCACUCCUCUUUCCAGUUUGUCUCCCCAUAUGGUGCAGUCCCUUAUGCAGUCCCCCCUGGCUUUGUCCCCAGCUCCCUGAUCUCUCCCUCGGGCACCCUCUCCCAGCCCCACCUGGUCCCCUACCAGUCAGUCAUCCAGGAGGGGGUGGUCUCCCCUCCUACCCAGACCCAUGUAUCUGCCCAUGCCUUUGCCAAAGUGGGGUCGUCCGGAGGUGUCCCGCUGAUGCUGACCUCGGAGCAGGCUGCCCAGCACCAGCAGCACCUGGGUGCGCUGCCCGCUGCAGAGCUCAGUCCUCGGGGAGUGCCAGUCUUUUACCACUCUCGGGGAACCAGGGCUGCACCUGCCCCCUGGGACCCCUACAGCGGGGAGCAGGAGACAGACGGGGAUAGGGAGGUGAAUGGAGGGGAGAGGGAGCAGGCAGCCAGGGAGAUGCUCCAGGACUCAGUCUACAAUGCCAGGAAUGCACGGCUGCUGCAGGCAGCAUCUGCCUCUGCAGCACUGGAGCACGCACAGGACAGAAGCCUGAAGAGCCGCAGGCUGGACGAGAGGGCUUCGCCUGGGCAGCGCAGCACCCCAGACACUGACCUGGAGGUUCAGCAGGUCGUUGGUUGCCUAGCCUCUCCUGUCCAAGGUGUGAGUGGAGGCCGCAAAGAGGUGUCCUUUGGUCCCCUGAACCUAUCCCAGGGCUCUCAGAGAGGCAGAGAGGCUCAUGGGGAGGCAGGGGAGAGUGCUGGCCGGACAGGGUACGCGAUCCACCCUGCGGUGUAUGGAGACCCCCGAGUGAUGGCCCAUCAACAGCAGGCAGGGCAGCCAGGCCACGCUGUCAUCUUGGCCAAUGGACAGACAGUCCUGGUCCCCUUAGACUAUCACCACCUCCCCCACCAACAUCAACAGCCACCCCAGCACUACCCCAGCCAAACCAAUGAUGACACCUCUGCUGUCACCAUGGCCUCCCCCACCCCCUACUCUAAAGCCUCUGAAUCUCCAGCCAGAGUGUGCCUCCCAGACAGGGCUGUGGUGGAGCUGGCCACCGUGGAGCAGCACCCCCAGCAGCCUUUUUCUGUCCCAGUCACAGCAGCCCUCACGCAGGCCCCGGCGCCCACCCCUACCCCCUCCAAUCCCUCCCAUUUCAUGAAGGGGGCCAUCAUCCAGCUGGCCACGGGGGAGUUGAAGCGUGUGGAGGACCUGCAGACUCAGGACUUUGUGCGGAGUGCUGAGGUGAGCGGGGGGCUGAAGAUCGACUCCAGCAUGGUGGUGGACAUCAGGACCAGCCAGCAGAGACCCGGCCUGGUGGUGCUGCACUUCACAGUUGGCGAGCAGCAGAGCAAGGUGACCAUCGACGUGCCCCCGGAGCACCCCUUCUUUGUGUUUGGCCAGGGCUGGUCCUCCUGCAGCCCAGAGCGCACGGCCCAGCUCUAUGGCCUGGCCUGCCACCACCUGCAGGUAGGAGACGUGUGUGUGUCCAUCACUCUGCAGCAGCCGUCCCAGCAACAGAAACAGCCCCUGCAGCAGCAGCAACAACCACAACAGCAGCAGCAGCAGCAGACCCAAGCCAGGACUUCCACCAAAGCCAACUCCACAUCAGGGGCAAUCGGCCAGCCCAUGGGUCCCCCUGCCCCCCAGCAGCCCAGGCCACAGCCUCACUUCAGGAUGGAACGCGUCCACAGAGAGAGGGAGAGGGGGGAUAAAGAGGAGCCCAUGCAACUAGGGGGUGUUGGGCAGAGUGAGAUGCCUACCAGACCAAAUAGGACUUCAGCAGAGCACACUAGGAGCCAGAGCAGUUACUAUUUGCACACGGAGGGUUCUGUUCGUCCAGGGGCGGGGGUGGGAGUGGUGUCGACAGUGUCGAGCGCGUCUCAGAGGCGCUGGUCCGCCCCCGGCCUUCAGAGAUGCAUGAAGGUGGAGGAAGGGGGGCACCCUCAGCUGGGCUCCUCUCGACCCUCCUUCAUCCCACAGGAGGUCAAACUGUCCAUUGAGGGGCGCUCUAACGCUGGGAAGUAGCACCAACCACAGCAGUCCACACCACAGAAGAGACUGUCAGAGGAGCGAAAGCAUCAGAGAGGGAGAAAGGGGAUAAAUAGUGGAAAUGUAGCCUCAGAAUGUUUAAUAUUUUGCACACCUAAUAAGAUUACAAGCUCUUUGUUUUCAGAGGAACUACCUGGUCUUGUGGCUGGUCAGGUCCGCUCUAUUUGGUAGUCAGUCAGUCAGGACAGCUCCUGGUCCAGUGAUCAGGAGAUUGGGUCUCUGUUCUCCCAGGCUGACAGGGAGCGGAUGCAGAAGCAGGGAGUGUAUGUAGCUGGUGAAUCGCCUACCAAAGUCCUCAAACUGCAUCUUCCUUCAUCCCUACCAACCCCUCAGAACCAUCCUUAUCAGAGGUGAACCAACCCUCAGAACCAUCCUUAUCACAGGUGAUCGCAUUCAUUGGACGUUCUCUCUUCUUUGACCAAACCAUCUCUGGAAACCCAAGACUGGGGAGAAUAGGUAGCCCAUGUCUGGUAGACAGACAUAGGGUCUGACAGUGACAAGAACAUAGCUAUCCUAUUAUGCUCUGUCUCCCCCACAUUUCUAUUUUGGUCUGUUACCUUCAAAAGCUUUCUCCCAAAAAGAAAAAAAGACUAAAGGCACACUUGCGGAGCUGAAUUGCUGGCAUCGGCACAUAGAUGCUUUUCCCUCCAAUGAUGUUGGUUCUCUUGAUGCAGACUCUUGACGUGUCAUCGUCACUUAGUGUGCUUCUCUAGUAGGAGCAGAGGACUUCUACCAAGGCACAGACACUCUCCCUCGUCUCCCUGCCUCUCCUUGUAGGGCCCACUCUGCUGAGAGAGGGUCUGAGAGGAGGGUAGGCAGCCUUAGAGGUCUUUCAAUCAGCUCCUUCAAUCAACCAAUCAGAACCUAGGAAACCGCUCACUCCUUUCGUAAUGCACAAACCACGCUUCCCCGUUUUUAAUUUUACACCCCAACCCCACUUUGUGCCACGGUUACAUGUCAGUUUUCCUUUCGAAAGAAACCAAAAGAGAUCAUGCAUUCCAGUAUCAUAGUGAUUAUCAUAGUGACCACAACACUCAUCAUCCCGAAUGCAGCCCUCCCUGCCUGCUACACCUCUCAGCAUUCCUCUGGCUGGUGACUGUUUACUGUCAUUAUAUUAGUAGACACCACUACUGGAGGCACGGGCUGGUCUCCACCAAUGUCACUUGUGGGAAUGAUGCCUGCAUGGAGCAGUACUGGCUGAGAGAGUGAAACCUCCCCAUAGAGCCAUGUUGGCUCUCUCAGUACAGCAGCCCCUGGGCUUAUGAGGGGGAAUCCUGUGUGUGUUGGAGGGGAUUGAGUUGGCCCUGCUUCAUACCCUUUUCACACUAUUGUCCCAACACAAACUGGGGGGAUCUUUUGGCUUGCUUUCCAGUGAAUAUAAUUGGUUUAAGGUUAUCCUGCCAUUUUCCAGCCUGUUUUGGGUUGUUCAUGGCUAGCUAACUAUGUGCCUCUGUUUGUUUUAAAAGCAGGAUGGCACUACAUAUGUUAUCUGGCCAGGUCAGCUUACGCGACUGUGUGAAAUGGGUAUAUGAGACCAGUCAAUCCUUGCUCAGUUACCAAAAUCAAAGCAAUAGUGUAUUUUCUGUUUAUUUGGGGUUUUCUGUAUAUUUUGUUAUUGUUUUUAUAUAAAUAUACAGCUUGUGUAUCAGACCUAAUACUAUCUUUAACCCUGACCUGAAACGUUCCUGCUUUUCAAGGUGAUGCACAAUUUGGCUCUGAAAUGUUUUGAUCUUUGUUAUUACAGAUUCACAAUCAAAGCAUGCCUUUUGAAAUGAUUUUUAUUUCAAAAACCAGGCAUUUAUUCUGAAGAGAAUAGUCUCCUUUUUGAUGGACUGGAGGUUCGGGCUCUGGUCCUCACUGAUAAUAUUCAUUAUUGUUUUAUAUGGUUACCCUAUAUAGUUACUCUAUAUGGUUUUAUUCAAGUGCAUCUCCAAGAGAGGCUUGACUCCAAAUCAGUGGUGAGCAUCUUAACUGUCCUCUGUUUCGUCCUCUCCUUUGUCUUUUAAUCUACUUGUGUACAUGUCGAAUUGUUUUAUUCUGUCCAUGGCAAUAUUAUUUCCAGUGGACCUUAAGAUUGUCUUGUAUUGCACAUAGAAAACUUCACCUGUUGAUUCACACUGACCUUGUAAUGGGAAUCACAAAUAGUUUUUUUUUUUUUUUUUAUGAAGGGAAAAUGUUUUUGUAGCUAUUACAUUUUUUUGAAGUGUUCUUAAGGUAGUUUUGGCAAUAGAGAAACUGACUUGCAUGGUUGACACUGUUUACAAAUUAGCCAAGAAAAAAUGCUGCUGUUUCCUUUUUCGGACACAGAUUUUAGUCACAGAAACUUCAAGUGGAUGAAAUCAAGAUGAAGUGCAAUUAGACAUUUAGUUUGAUAUGUCAUUCCAUAAAGCAGAAAGACAUUUAGUUUGAUAUGUCAUUCCAUAAAGCAGAAAGACAUUUAGUUUGAUAUGUCAUUCCAUAAAGCAGAAAGACAUUUAGUUUGAUAUGUCAUUCCACAAAGCAGACAGACAUUUAGUUUGAUAUGUCAUUCCAUAAAGCAGAAAGACAUUUAGUUUGAUAUGUCAUUCCAUAAAGCAGACAGACAUUCCACUUAGCUUAUGGUAAUUACGUUUUUCUUUUAAAAUGUCUUCACUGUUAAUCCUCUUGUCAGAAAGACAUUUCACCUCAGUUUUGUCUAGUUUUAAUGUCUCUGGUCACUUCUGAACCGAUAGUCCUUGUCUGCAAAUGUUGUGUAUUUGUUUUUGAUGUCACAUGAUGUGCUCCAACACAGAUCCAAGCAUUAAUAUCCCAGGCUCACCGAUACUGUGUGAGGUAACUGUGUGUUAGAGCAUCUAUCUGCUGGCCUGUCUGUCCUUGUAUCCUGGGCUUUGAGCUCUGAGGUGAAGACUGGUGAUUGUGUGUGGUGACAUCCAAUGCCUUCUAACGGACUUGAGUCCCUCAUCCACGCUAUUUAUAGACGGCUGUGUCAAAUCUAGUUCAUACACCCCUUCCAACCCCACCACCCUACUGCCUCCAGAACAUUUCUGUUGAGUGGAGCCUCCAAGGACACACGGUUCACUGAGGAUAAAACCUCAGACAGUCUUUGACAACAAGCCAUGAGAGAAUGUUCCUGAAGGAGAGGGGCGGUCCGUUAGGCCUGAUCAGGGCAGAGUCACAUGCCAUUUGAUGCAGUCAUAACAACCAAUUUGACAUUUUGUUGAAAUAUAAAUGUUUUUAAAUACGGUAGUGGUUAAAUGCCAUAUAGAGAUGAGCUGGAUGAUUUUCCACAGUGGAGCAGUAGACAUUUAGCCAUAAACCGCUCAAUACUUAUUAAUUUAUUUUUUACAGUAAUUUACGUUUGUUACAUUUUUUAUGCUAUAAGCAAUACAGUUAAACAGAAUACCUGAAAAUGUCAUGUAGUUUAAGGGUGUGCUAUGCAGUAAACUCUGAAGUAUUCUGCUCUUCAGUGACCAAGUGUACCUACUACGGGGUAGGACAGGUUUGUAAUGUGUAUAUAAGAAGGUGGCUGAUGCAGUCAUUGUACACUGAUCUCUCUGAGUACUAUAGCUUAUCAUUGCCCACCAUUGGGUGUCUGAAUAUAGUGGAUUUAUUUUGUUUUUGUUCAGACCCUUAGUUGUCACUAACCUAAGUUCAGCACAGUGUUUUGUUCCAGUCAGCUCAGCCUAUUACCUCCACCUUACGCUGCCAGGUAGUACAGGCCAAAUCGUGACCAGAGAAGGGUAUGCAUGUGUAACUCAAAUUUUUAUGUAAAUUUGUCAUUGACGUCUAUGGAUUUGUGCUGAAAUUCAAAUUAUGUGCAUGGAUAUCCAGUUAGAUUUUGGCCUUACGAUCUCUCUUGGUCACGUGUAGCAAUCCAUUGGUUAGAUAUGGUAUGAAUGUUACGGUGUGUAUUUCAGCCCUGUAGGGUCAGAGUCUUCUCUUUGGUGAACUUUUACUCUCCAAAAUGUACUGCCUUACCAAGGGCUCUCAGCUGGGCCUGUCUCACAUUUUAUAGGAGAUGGUGUGGAGAGUGCAGAUGUUCUGAAAAAGGAUGCUGUAAACAGCCUGCCUGUGUCUGUGCACUGUUGUCAAAUGUUUUGUGAAUGGGUUGCAUCUCAUGUCCCACCUCCCUGGGGGCUCUUCUAGAAAGUAGGAUCAAUGAGUUAGCCAGCGAACAGUCCCCCAAAAAACAGGAAGAACUGCAUUUUUUUCUAGAUAUAUGAACUUUGACAUUUGUAAUGGUAUAAUUGACUUGACAACCAACAAUCCAUAUUCGGGUUUAGUUUUCUAAAUAAAAAUCAAGAGAUGUAUUUGACUGUUUAUCAAAGUUACCUGGCUACGGUAAUGAUCCUGCUUCCUGGAACACCCCACAGCUCAUCAACACACUCUUUCCGCCAGAUAUUCUUACUUCAGUAAAAUAUUAUUAACAAACAGCACUUCUGUGUCUUACCACGUCCUCUCCUCCCCUUGCCUUGCCACACACCAUGUGGAUCAAACACAGUAUUCUGGUCUGGGACAACCAUUCUAGGUGCAAAGCAGUGCCUCCUGUUUAUUUACCUCUUCCUCUCUGUCUUGAACACGGUAUGAGGCAGUGGCUGUAUGACCACUCUGACUCUCAGCAGACAGUCAGGUGGACAGGCACAUUAGCAGCACGCCAUCUGUUACACUCAGACUAGCAUCGUUCUCAGACUUCUGCUCGGAGCGUGAAAGAGCUACUUCAGCCGUUUUUUAGGUUCUUCUCUUGACUCUAACCAUCGUAAGAAAGGGGAAACAUUUGACCUGUACGUUUUUGACCUCACUCUUAUUACAGAGUCAAAGAAAAUUGCACUAAUUUGCCAUCCUUUAUAGUAUUAUAAAAUUAACGGUUAGUUAAUUGAAGUUUUUAAUUAUUAGCGCUAAACACAAAACCCAAUGAAACAAUCACUUGUCAGUUGUGCAUGUUUGUAGAGAUAAUGUUUUGUAUGGCUAUUAUCAAGCUUGUCAAUAAUGCCUUAAGAUCUGUACAAUGUGUUAAUGGAAUGAUGCUUAUAAGUGACCCAGUUUCCCUGUUUUUCUGUAGCUGCAAAGGUGGAUCAGUUCACUCUUGUUGUAUUGACCCCUCUUGGCACUCUCCUGGUGUUUUAUUCAUAAGCAGAAAGGCAUUUGGAAAUGGACUGUAUCUCCAGAUAGGGAGAGGUUACAGUGAGGGAUCAUGUUAGGGUGAGUCCCUAUCGCUGCUUGAAAGCUGGACCAGUAACUGACUCACUGUUGUUUUUUUUACACACACACACCACCCUCUGUUAAUGUGAGUGCAUGUUGGGAGUAGGUCCCUGAAGGUGAGAGGUUGUGCUCAAUGUAUUUUUGUUCUGGUCCUGUCUGAUCUAUUUGGGAGAGAAUGUGAGGCUUUUCAAACCAGUGACAACUUUCCUUUAUUGGUAACUGUAUGGUCUGUUUUUGUUUUGUGAUUAUGGAAAAAGGCUUUAUGACCCCUGUAUAAAGUAGCCCUGUUGGUCUGAUCUUGUAUGACUGAGGUAAAUAGACUGGAUGGGAUGGUGUUGUUGCCAGGCACUAGAGAUGCAGAAUAGAAUUAAAUCAGGAAGAUGAAUGGUUAAAAGUUAAUGGAGUCGUUGGGUAUUUUCAGAUUUUACAUUUGUAUUUUGGCACUAAAGUUACUGCUUUUUACGUGACAUUUGACUAGUUUUAAAAGAAACAGCAUCUUUUUUUAAAGUAUAAAAUCUGCUAAAUAUAUGCAAUGAUGUAUGUAAUAUUCAAUCCUCAAAUAUAAUCCAGGUUGUAUAAACUUUUGUAUAGUGAGUUUUAAUAUCGUAUGGCCGUACCAAUAUGUAUUGAUUCGUAUCAAAAGCCUUAGUUGUCUAUCCAAAGUGCUCCCUUAGAAUACAGUACCCUACACCUACCUGAACUUUACAAAGCAUUAAUAACUAUAUUUUGUUGCGUUUUUUUAUUUGUACCCUUUUUGAAUAAAAAUAGAUUUGUACUGUAUAUUUGUACCGCUGUGAACUACUUAAGGCUGUUUUGUUUUUGUUUUGCUGUUUUAAUUCUAUGUACUUAAGGACACAAAGAUAUUGUAUUUUUAUUGUUACAGCUAACUUCUUGGAGACAUUGCAUUUAUCAUGUUUGUUAAGUAAACACAAUAAUAUAUAUAUAUAUACUUACUAUUACCCUA